AUGCCUCGUCAAAGCCGUGGUCGUGCCACCCCUGCCCGCAGCGCUCCUACUCGCCCUACUGCUGCUCCGGCCAGACCUGCCGCUCCCCAGCAACAGCGCAGCCAACCUCACUCGACCUCUGCUCAACCCCCUGCUCAACAGGCUGCUCCUGUGCAGCAGAGCGCUGGACCCGGUCUGUUCGGACAAAUGGCCUCUACUGCUGCUGGUGUCGCAGUCGGUUCAUCCAUCGGCCAUGCCAUCGGCGGAUUCUUUGGUGGCGGCUCCAGCGCCCCUGCUGAGCAACAGCAGCCCCAGCAAUACGACGCCGCCGCCGCCCAGCCCAUGGACAACGGUCUCUACGCCAGCCAGAACUCUGCCUCGGCGUUCGAAAACCCUGCGUGUGCCACCGACGUGCAAAAUUUCCGCAAGUGCAUGGACGACAACCAGGGCAACAUGAGCAUCUGCGGAUGGUACUUGGAUCAGUUGAAGGCUUGCCAGGCUGCUGCUAAGCCUUACUAA
This is a messenger RNA of Talaromyces rugulosus, 498 nucleotides long. RefSeq lists its product as uncharacterized. Lineage: Eukaryota; Fungi; Ascomycota; Eurotiomycetes; Eurotiales; Trichocomaceae. The transcript has 2 exons. Gene Ontology annotation, cellular component: mitochondrion; nucleus. Gene Ontology annotation, biological process: mitochondrion organization. The coding region runs from base 1 to 498 and encodes 165 amino acids. The record is from RefSeq and is a predicted model, not a curated record.